Messenger RNA from Lodderomyces pseudojiufengensis, 1476 nucleotides. RefSeq names its product glutathione-disulfide reductase (gene GLR1). The record is from RefSeq and is a predicted model, not a curated record. NCBI's taxonomy places the organism in Eukaryota, Fungi, Ascomycota, Pichiomycetes, Serinales, Debaryomycetaceae. Gene Ontology annotation, biological process: glutathione metabolic process; cell redox homeostasis; cellular response to oxidative stress. Bases 1 to 1476 code for a protein of 491 amino acids. Gene Ontology annotation, cellular component: cytosol; mitochondrion. Gene Ontology annotation, molecular function: NADP binding; flavin adenine dinucleotide binding; glutathione-disulfide reductase (NADPH) activity. The transcript has a single exon.
AUGGCACCAACAAAUACUCAAAGUUUAAAAAAUUUCGAUUAUUUAGUUAUUGGAGGAGGAUCAGGUGGUGUAGCAUCAGCAAGAAGAGCAGCAAAAUAUGGAGCAAAAGUUUUAUUAAUUGAAUCAAAUUUUAAUAAAUUAGGUGGUACUUGUGUAAAUGUUGGUUGUGUACCCAAAAAAGUUAUGUGGUAUGCUUCUGAUAUGGCUCAUAAAAAAGCUGAUUUAUAUCCUUAUAAAUUAGAUAAAAAGGAAGAAAAAGUUAAAUAUGGAGAUUUUGAAUGGUCACAAUUCAAAAUAAAAAGAGAUAAUUAUGUUACAAGAUUAAAUGGAAUUUAUGCAAAUAAUUUAAAAAAGGAAAAAGUAGAUUUUAUAUUUGGAUUCGCUAAAUUUAUAAAUUCAAAUGGUGAUGUUGAAGUUACUUUAACUGGUGAUCAAAAUUUACCAUUUUUAGAACCAUCCGAUAAAGAAUAUAAAAAAGAUGAAAAAUUAAUAUUUAGUGGUGAUAAGAUUUUAAUUGCAACUGGUGGUACAGCAAUUAUACCACCUAAAAUUGAAGGAUCCGAAUUAGGUAUUACUUCAAAUGGAUUUUUUGAAUUAGAUUAUCAACCAAAAGAUGUUGCAAUUGUUGGAGCAGGAUAUAUUGGAGUUGAAUUAUCAGGAGUUUUUAAUGGAUUAGGUUCAAAAGUUGAUUUUAUUAUAAGAGGUGAUACAGUAUUAAGAGCAUUUGAUGAAACUAUACAAAAUACUAUAACUGAUUAUUAUAUUGAUAAAUUAGGUAUAAAUAUUAUAAAAGAAAGUGGAGGAGUUGUUAAAGUUACAAAAGAAGGUGAUAAAAAAAUUGUUACUUUAGGUAAUGGAGAAAUUUUAAAAGUUGAUGAAUUAAUUUGGACAGUUGGUAGAAAAUCUUUAGUCGAUAUUGGAUUAGAUAAAGUUGGUGUAAAAGUAAAUGAUCGUUCACAAAUUGAAGCAAAUGAAUAUCAAGUUACUUCAAAUCCGAAAAUUUUUUCAUUAGGUGAUGUUGUUGGUAAAGUUGAAUUAACUCCAGUUGCUAUAGCAGCAGGUAGAAAAUUAUCGAAUAGAUUAUUUGGAGGUGAACAAUAUAAAGAUGAUCAUUUAGAUUAUAAUAAUAUUCCAUCUGCAAUUUUUUCACAUCCAGAAGCUGGAUCAAUUGGAUUAUCUACUAAACAAGCUAUUGAAAAAUAUGGAAAAGAUAAUAUUAAAAUAUAUAAUUCAAAAUUCACAGCAAUGUAUUAUGCAAUGAUGGAUGAUGAUAAAGAUAAAUCACCAACUGUUUAUAGAAUUGUAUGUGCUGGACCAGAAGAAAAAGUUGUUGGAUUACAUUUAGUAGGUGAUGGUAGUGCUGAAAUUUUACAAGGUUUUGGAGUUGCUGUUAAAAUGGGUGCAACUAAAAAAGAUUUUGAUAAUUGUGUUGCUAUACAUCCAACUUCCGCUGAAGAAUUAGUAACAAUGACUUAA